UUACUUUGACGAAAAUAAUCAAAAUUAAAUUCUAAACAGUUUAAAGAGAAUAAACAACAAUGAGUGAUGUUUUCUUUUGGGCUUAAUUAGAUAAAUAAAAACAAAAUGUGCCAAUUGCAAAGUUCUAAAUAUAAAACAAUAAUACCUAUUAGAGUUGUUUUUUUAUGAAUGCACAUGACAAAAUCUUCCAUUGAAGAUAAAAUGUUACCAAAAAUUGAUAUAAAUUAAAGUCUCACCAAGGAAAUCAUACACAGUUUCACAAAGCUUAUGGACAAACUACGAGUACCACCACGAGUAGAAGUAUAAUAGCUUCCAGAAUGCUAAAUGGAAUUCCAGCUGAUACAAUUAAAAAAAUACCACAUUUUGUAUCAAUUCAACCAUUUUUCUCAAAUGGAGAUGGAACGAAAUUGGAACCGUGCGUUGGAUCGAUUAUCGCUGAUCAGUGGGUCUUGACGUCAGCAGAUUGUGUUAGCCAAGGUAACAGACUUCAACUGGACUUCGAAAAAUUCCAUAAAAAUAGCACAGCUAAGUCAUAUGGUGCUGUGGUGAAUAACGACGAGGAUUGGGUUCACGUAUAUCCCACUUAUUACGACAAUAUUGCUAUGGUGAAAGUUCCAUUCCAACUUAAAUUUUCCAAUUCAUUGAAGCCGAUUCGUGUUUCUUCAAAACAGCCUUCAGAAAUGCUGAAAAAACUGGCUAUUUUACCUGGUUAUGAUGGUAAAAAGGACGAGUUAUCUUAUGCUAUGAUGAGUAUUACAUCUAAUGAUGAUUGCAUUAAAGCGCAUGGAAAUUACGACGAAUAUCUAAAUAUAUGUUCUAAGCCUUACAUGAACAAUGGCAUUUCACCAUGCCUUGGAGAAUCUGGAAGUGGUUUGGUGACUGGCUGGCCAAAAGAGCCAGAAAUAGUGGGAAUCUUUACAGCUGAAUCCUAUGAUUGUUACAGUUAUAAACCAUCAGUUUAUGUUAAUAUUGUAAAGUACAUCACAUGGAUUGAAAGCAUCAUUGGUUCCAUCAAUAGGGAAACAUAUACUACAACAAGUGGGCCUCUAUAUACAUAAGUAGGUGCAGCAUUUAGCUUGUUUUCAAGAAGCAACCUUUUAAGGUUCUUUCUGAUUAA
Molecule: messenger RNA, 1117 nt
Organism: Episyrphus balteatus (marmalade hoverfly)
Lineage: Eukaryota; Metazoa; Arthropoda; Insecta; Diptera; Syrphidae
Product: plasma kallikrein-like
Exons: 2
Coding region: 318-1058 (246 amino acids)
Biological process (GO): proteolysis
Molecular function (GO): serine-type endopeptidase activity
Source: RefSeq, a predicted model, not a curated record